AUGAUGAUGGAUGAUGGUGUAGAGUCAACCCAACAACAACAGCAACAAACGUGUUGCCAAGCAUGUCAUCAACCAUGUAUUGGAAUUGACCCAAUUCGUAUUCGUGGUGAGCCGUAUCAUCCAACAUGCCUUGUUUGCGAGGAUUGUUUGAUACCAGUGGGAUCCAAUGUUUAUGCAUUAACUAUCAAGCGCAAUGACAACGGCAUCUAUCAGCAGCACGUGAUGAUCCUUUGUGAACAGCAUUAUUACACACAUCUCGGAUUGAUAUGCAGGCAGUGUCAUGAGCCCAUUCUCGAGCCCGUUGACCCAAGAUUUAUGUAUCAUCCUCAAUGCUUGCAGUGCCCAGAUUGUAUCACCCAUGACGCUGCAUCAUCCUUUGAAUACAAUGGCCAAGUCUAUUGCCGAUACCAUUUUUCCCUUAAUGAUGAUACCCAUUGUGCUGGAUGCAACAUGGCUAUCCUCAAGCAAUUCGUCGAGCAACAAAAUGAGCCGAGAAAACGAUGGCAUUUGACAUGUUACAUGAUACAAAAGUCAUGGGAUGUCCGAUUAGCAGACUUUACAGUGGCUAGUUGUGAUUAUCAAUUAGUGGCGCCUCAUGAGCUUAAAGAACAACAACUAUCACUUGAAAGAAUGUUAGAUCGCAUUUGGACUGAUCUUUCAGCUUUUGAAGAAUCGGCAGCUGCAUGUAUUUCGGACAUGCUACUCAAUUUUGCAGCAGGUGCUACGGUGGAAUCUUUGCGCAUGGUCAGCCAAUUCGUAUCCCACGUACAAGUUUUAUUUGCCGCCUUGGAUGCCCUUGAUACCACCUCACUCGAUAUUGAAAUCCAUAAUAGCAGCAGUAUUUCUUGCGCAAGCGAAUCGAAAUCCAUUUCAACAUACAUUAUCCAGCUACUUCAAUUAUUGGCUUCUGGGGCAGUACCAUACAACACGAAGGAAUCGAAACAGCAACAACAUGGUGGCAAUAACAACAACGUGAUGGUAGCACAAGAGGUGCUUACCCUUGUCACUGGUAUGGCCCAGAGUCUUAAAGCACUCAUUCGCAUCGGCUUAGUGGAGUCAUUACAGCUGGAAAGUCAUCAUUCGGGCACAGUAUUCCGAUUUCUGCAGGCUUUGCUUCCGCUUGAGAAGAAACGAGUGUGGAUGGCAGGGCGUUACUGGUUCAAGGAUGAGCCUAUUCCACUUGCUUCUGAACAAACCAUCACAGCAGUCGAUCAAUGCCAAUAUUGCAAAUCAAUCAUUGAAGAUGAAUGCUUGAGACGAGGACCACUCAAAUGGCACCUUUCAUGCUUUACAUGCACUAUAUGCGAUACAUCACUCGCUUCUAAGCUAUCCAAUGCAUGCCUUGUACAAUCCACCCAAGACGACAAAACCAUGUCUACCAUUCUUGUGUGCAAUGAGUGUUAUACAAAGCAGCAGCAACAACAACAACAGCAGCAGCAGCAUGAGGAAAAACAACAACAUCAACUAGAUGAUAAAGUAAUGGAUGCUGGUCAUCCCAAAGCCAACACUAUACCGGUUGCACCAACAAACCAAGCACAUUUAUUUAUUCAUACGAGUCGGCUUGAACAACAUCUUGAUUUGGUACGAUCUUCGCUGACACAAUACUUUUACAUGAUUGCAGGCAGGGUGCCAGGAGCGGUAGGAGGUGGAGGUGGUGGCGGUAUUACAAGAGUAUCAGCAGCAGCAGCAGCAGCUAAAGUUACCAGCCAAGUUGGAGCGCAUCACCAUGACGAAAUAAAUGUAGACGCAAAAAAAAGCAAACGCACGUCCUCUUUUUUGCACCUGAUUGAUCGACACCGAGUGGCAUCCUCCCCCACCAUGAAGCGAUCUAUCACAUUAUUCGAUAAAACACCUUUCCAUCGUCGUUUUGGAAACAACAUAAGGCGAGCUUUAAGCACAGAGUACAAGGAUCAGCAACAACAACAUCGAUCACCUUAUAGCAACUUGAUUUUUGAUCGACGAAAACGGGCUGCAACGGCGGAUGCAGUGAUUGUCUCCGAUACUACAUGUGAUGAGCAACAACAAUACCAUCAUGCUCAAGAGGAAAUCAACGUUGCUUUCCUUGUUGACUUGAACGAAGGACAAGAUGUCUUGAUGAGGUAUCUUGCAGUGGUACAUCUUCACCAGCUAUUGAAUGAGCAUUAUCGGUUGAAUGAUCUGGUAUCACUCAUCCUAUCCGAUACACCUCGACAAUCCCUUUGGAGGAAAUUAAAAGGACGAGUUACGGUUGCUACCAGCAAGCAUCAACAAGCAUCAUUCAAUGGCCCACCAUGUAAUAACAAGAUUUUUGGUGUGCCAUUAAUCACAUUGGUAGAAAGAACAAGGACAACUCGACAAGCUCAAUUUGAAGGAGAACGUAUCCCGCCAAUGAUGGCACGCUACUUGACGCCGAACACAUGUGUUCCCGAAUUUGUGCAAACUUGCAUUUUCACGUUACUCGGCAUGGAUAUGUCGGUCGAAGGCGUGUUUCGGAAGAACGGCAACAUCCGUGACCUUAACAUCACUCGUCAAGCAGUCGAUCGUGGUGAUCCAGUGGACUUUAGCCGUUAUUCAUCGCCUAUCCAGUUAUGUGCAUUGCUGAAGCGGUAUUUACACGAUUUACCAGAGCCAUUGUUAACGUUCAAGUUGUAUGAUUUAUGGAUUACUUGUACUCGUAUGGAGAGUGAGACAAAAUGCAAAGCCGCGUUGCAUUUGACAUGUUGCAUGCUACCAAAGGCACACCGUGAUACGAUGCAAUUGCUCUUUCUUUUCCUUCGCUGGGUUGCCUCCUUGCAUGAUACUAAUCGCAUGGAUGUCAAGAACCUUGCUCGAGUCAUUGCACCCACCGUUUUUUAUGCUCCUUCAUCCAUCGCCGCUGCUACGAGCAAUAAUAAUUCCACUUGCAUGUCCCAAUCACUAACCAGUGAACGCCAACAAAUGGCUCGAAACGAAAUCAAAGUUGUCGAGAUGCUUAUUCUUUACCAGCAAGAGUUAUGCAAGGUACCUUCCCACCUUGCAUCCAUGGUGCAUGAUUCAAGUAUGGUGGAUCGGGUCACAUCCGCUUCCAUAUCACCCAAGCAAGCUAUUAAAAGUCUUGUUUCUAAUUUAUAA
Lichtheimia ornata is the source of this 3090-nucleotide messenger RNA. RefSeq lists its product as uncharacterized. The record is from RefSeq and is a predicted model, not a curated record. The transcript has 9 exons. The coding region runs from base 1 to 3090 and encodes 1029 amino acids. NCBI's taxonomy places the organism in Eukaryota, Fungi, Mucoromycota, Mucoromycetes, Mucorales, Lichtheimiaceae. Gene Ontology annotation, biological process: signal transduction.